AUGCGCCAUGCCUUAGGGCUUGGGGCCUGCAGAAAAGUAGGUUCAUUUGCGGCCGCUGCCACUGCAGAAUUCCUGCUGGGCCAUCGGCGAUUCGCCAGAAUGCGAGCUGCUCCAGAAAGUGGUGCAGCUCAGCUGCCGCGCUUAUACCACGAUGUCAAUGUCAAUCGACCACGUGAUUACUGGGACUAUGAGAACCUCUCAGUGAACUGGGGGUGUCAAGAUGAUUACGAAGUCCUCCGCAAAGUUGGCAGGGGCAAGUACAGCGAGGUUUUUGAAGGCAUCCACAUGGCGACGCAAGAAAAAUGCGUCAUCAAGAUUCUGAAGCCGGUCAAGAAGAAGAAGAUCAAGCGUGAAAUAAGGAUCUUACAGAACCUUUACGGUGGUCCGAACAUCGUGCGGCUUCUAGAUGUUGUCAGAGACCCUCAGUCGAAGACGCCAAGCUUAAUAUUCGAGUACAUCAACAACACCGAUUUCAAGCAACUCUAUCCCACCCUCACAGACCACGACAUUCGAUACUACAUCUUCGAGAUUCUUCGGGCUCUCGACUACUGCCAUUCCCAGGGAAUCAUGCACAGGGACGUCAAACCGCACAAUGUCAUGAUUGAUCACGAGAACAGGAAACUGCGGCUAAUCGACUGGGGGCUGGCCGAGUUCUACCAUCCCAAUCGUGAGUACAACGUCCGGGUUGCCUCCCGAUACUACAAGGGUCCCGAACUGCUGGUCGAUCUACAGCUCUAUGACUAUUCUCUGGACAUCUGGAGCCUGGGCUGUAUGCUUGCCGGCAUGGUAUUCCGAAAGGAGCCUUUCUUCCAUGGCCAGGACAAUUACGACCAGCUGGUGAAAAUUGCCCGCGUUCUGGGCACGGAUGGCUUGUUUGCUUACCUGGACAAGUACAACCAAGAGUUGGAUCCACAUUUUGAUCACAUCCUUGGAAGGCACUCCAGAAAAGCUUGGUCGAAGUUUGUGACAUCAGAGAAUCAGCAUCUGGUGAGUCUGGACGUGCUGGAUCUCAUAGACAGGAUGUUGGUGUACGACCAUGCUCAACGCAUUUUGCCCAAAGAAGCGAUGCUACAUCCCUACUUCGCGCAGAUCAGGGAGUCAAGCCCGAAGGCUGCAGCAGCUGCAUCUGAGAUGCCCAAGGCCUAG
Messenger RNA from Symbiodinium sp. CCMP2592, 1146 nucleotides. NCBI's taxonomy places the organism in Eukaryota, Dinophyceae, Suessiales, Symbiodiniaceae. The record is from the annotation of a GenBank genome assembly.